CCCAUCUCGCUGUCCCGUCGUGGGUCCGCGGCGGCCUUAGCAGUGACCGCGCGGCAGCCGGCAAACCGGCAAGCGGACGGGUGAGGGAACGGUGGGCCUAGCCUGCUCUCUCGAGGGAGGACUGGGACACCCUCCCGGUCUCCGGAAUCCCUCCAACCCUCGCAGCCCGCUCAGGCCGGCGAGGGAGAAGCCGAGGAGCCGCCAACGCUCCACCCGGUGCCGCCGCCGCCAUGGCUGCCAUGAUAGAUCGGAAGUGAGCCUCAGGGCGACGGCUGCCGGUGCCGGCCCUUGGUGUUUUGGUUCCCCGGUCGCCCCCGCCUGGGGAAGCGCGACGCGGCGGACCCCUGAUUCUCUCGGCUUCGCGACCGUGUACCUUCAGCUCAGGCCCGCUUCUUUCAAGACUGAGCGGCGGGGAGUGGCUCCCGGCCUCCGGCCCCGGCAGCGAGAAAGAUGGCGGACCCAGCCGAGUGCAACAUCAAAGUGAUGUGUCGCUUCAGACCUCUCAACGAUUCUGAAGUGAACCGCGGCGAUAAAUACAUCGCCAAGUUUCAGGGAGAAGACACGGUCAUGAUCGCGACCAAGCCUUAUGCAUUUGAUAGGGUGUUCCAGUCAAACACAUCUCAAGAGCAAGUGUAUAAUGACUGUGCAAAGAAGAUUGUUAAAGAUGUACUUGAGGGAUAUAAUGGAACAAUAUUUGCAUAUGGACAGACAUCCUCUGGGAAGACACACACAAUGGAGGGUAAACUUCAUGAUCCGGAAGGCAUGGGAAUUAUUCCAAGAAUAGUGCAAGAUAUUUUUAAUUAUAUUUACUCCAUGGAUGAAAAUUUGGAAUUUCAUAUUAAGGUUUCAUAUUUUGAAAUUUAUUUGGAUAAGAUAAGGGACCUAUUAGAUGUUUCAAAGACCAACCUUUCAGUUCAUGAAGAUAAAAACCGAGUACCAUAUGUAAAGGGAUGCACAGAACGUUUUGUAUGUAGUCCAGAUGAAGUUAUGGAUACCAUAGAUGAAGGAAAAUCCAACAGACAUGUAGCAGUUACAAAUAUGAAUGAACAUAGCUCUAGGAGUCACAGUAUUUUUCUUAUUAAUGUAAAACAAGAGAACACGCAAACGGAACAAAAGCUGAGUGGAAAACUUUAUCUGGUUGAUUUAGCUGGUAGUGAAAAGGUUAGUAAAACUGGAGCUGAAGGUGCUGUGCUGGAUGAAGCUAAGAACAUCAACAAGUCACUUUCUGCUCUUGGGAAUGUCAUUUCUGCUUUGGCUGAGGGUAGUACAUAUGUUCCAUAUCGAGAUAGUAAAAUGACAAGAAUCCUUCAAGAUUCAUUAGGCGGGAACUGUAGAACCACUAUUGUAAUUUGCUGCUCUCCAUCAUCAUACAAUGAAUCUGAAACAAAAUCUACACUCCUGUUUGGCCAAAGGGCCAAAACAAUUAAGAACACAGUUUGUGUCAAUGUAGAGUUAACUGCAGAACAAUGGAAAAAGAAGUAUGAAAGAGAAAAAGAAAAAAAUAAGACCCUACGGAACACCAUUCAGUGGCUUGAAAAUGAACUCAACCGGUGGCGUAAUGGAGAGACAGUGCCUAUUGAUGAACAGUUUGACAAAGAGAAAGCCAACUUGGAAGCUUUCGCAGUGGAUAAGGAUGUUACUAUUACCAAUGAUAAACCAGCAACCACGAUUGGAGUUACUGGAAACUUUACUGAUGCUGAAAGAAGAAAGUGUGAAGAAGAAAUUGCUAAAUUGUACAAACAACUAGAUGACAAGGAUGAGGAAAUUAAUCAGCAGAGCCAAUUGGUAGAGAAAUUGAAGACACAGAUGUUGGAUCAGGAAGAACUUCUGGCAUCUACCAGAAGAGAUCAAGAUAAUAUGCAAGCUGAGCUGAAUCGCCUUCAAGCAGAAAACGAUGCCUCAAAAGAAGAAGUAAAAGAAGUUUUACAAGCCUUGGAGGAACUUGCUGUUAAUUAUGAUCAGAAGUCUCAAGAAGUUGAAGACAAAACUAAGGAAUAUGAAUUACUUAGUGAUGAACUGAAUCAGAAAUCGGCAACUUUAGCAAGUAUAGAUGCUGAACUUCAGAAACUUAAGGAAAUGACCAACCACCAGAAAAAACGAGCAGCUGAGAUGAUGGCAUCUUUACUAAAAGACCUUGCAGAAAUAGGAAUUGCUGUAGGAAAUAAUGACGUGAAGCAGCCUGAGGGAACUGGCAUGAUAGAUGAAGAAUUCACUGUUGCAAGGCUCUAUAUUAGCAAAAUGAAGUCAGAAGUAAAAACAAUGGUAAAACGCUGCAAACAGUUGGAGAGCACACAAACUGAGAGCAACAAAAAAAUGGAAGAAAAUGAAAAGGAGUUAGCAGCAUGCCAGCUUCGUAUCUCUCAACAUGAAGCCAAAAUCAAGUCAUUGACUGAAUACCUUCAAAAUGUGGAACAAAAGAAAAGACAGCUAGAGGAAUCUGUUGAUUCCCUCAGUGAAGAACUAGUUCAGCUUCGAGCACAAGAGAAAGUCCAUGAAAUGGAAAAGGAGCACUUAAAUAAGGUUCAGACUGCAAAUGAAGUUAAGCAAGCUGUUGAACAGCAGAUCCAAAGCCACAGAGAAACUCAUCAGAAACAAAUUAGUAGCUUGAGAGAUGAAGUUGAGGCAAAAGAAAAACUUAUUACUGAUCUUCAAGACCAAAACCAGAAAAUGAUGUUAGAGCAGGAACGUCUGAGAGUAGAACAUGAGAAGUUGAAAGUUACAGAUCAGGAAAAGAGCAAAAAAUUACAUGAACUCACGGUUAUGCAAGAUAGACGAGAACAAGCAAGACAAGACUUGAAGGGUUUGGAAGAGACAGUGGCAAAAGAACUUCAGACUUUACAUAACCUGCGGAAGCUCUUUGUUCAGGACCUGGCCACCAGAGUUAAAAAGAGUGCAGAAAUCGAUUCUGAUGACACUGGAGGCAGUGCUGCUCAAAAGCAAAAGAUCUCAUUUCUUGAAAAUAAUCUCGAACAACUCACUAAAGUGCACAAGCAGUUGGUACGUGAUAAUGCAGAUCUUCGCUGUGAACUUCCCAAGUUGGAAAAGAGACUUAGAGCUACAGCUGAGAGAGUGAAAGCUCUGGAGUCAGCACUGAAAGAAGCCAAAGAAAAUGCAUCUCGUGAUCGCAAACGGUAUCAGCAAGAAGUAGAUCGUAUAAAGGAAGCAGUCAGGUCAAAGAAUAUGGCCAGAAGAGGACAUUCAGCACAAAUUGCUAAACCUAUUCGUCCUGGGCAACAUCCAGCAGCUUCUCCAACUCAUCCAAGUGCAAUUCGCGGAGGAGGUGCGUUUACUCAGAACAGCCAGCCAGUGGCAGUACGAGGUGGAGGCGGCAAACAAGUGUAAGGGUUACACCGUACCCACAGGUGUUGAAAAUAAUAGGAGUAUGAAGAGGACUUAAUAUCAAACAGUCAUUCAAUGACUAUAACCUUUACCCCCUGGGAAUUGUAGAAUUAUAACUUUUUUAAUGUAUAAAUUAUAUUUGGCCUGUACAGCUGUUUCCUACCCACUCUUAUAAACUCUGCUGCUUCCCAACACAACUAGAGUGCAAUUUUGGCGUCUUAGGAGGGAAAAAUUACAGUUUACAACUGUGGCCCUAUUUAUUACACAGUUUGUCUUUUAUGUCUUAAAUUUAGUUUUCACUGUGCCAAGCUAACUGUACCGUAUAGGAUUGUGCUUUUUGUACUUUUUUUGUUUGUGUUUAUUUUUUAAUCCCAGUUUAAAUUACCUAGCUGCUACCGCUUCUUGUUUUUCUUAUUAAAGUGUCUUCCUUAUGUUAGGGAAAAUGGAACACUUAGGUUAAAUGUCUUAAAUUUUACCACUUAAACACUACAUGCCCACAAAAUGUAUCAAGUCAGUACUGUACUUCAAUAUCCCUUGAAAUGAUUUCAGAGUCAAAAUUAUUUGUAUCAUCUCUGAAGUUUGCUUCUGAAAACUACUACUGUAUGUGCACUGAAACCUUAAAACUGCCGAAAUAGGCAUUUGAGACUGAGUAAGGCUACAUAAUUAUCUCAUGAAAUGCAUGUUGCUGAAUUUUCUUGAAUAGAAAUAUUUGACAUCAAAAGUAAAUCUCAGUUUAAGAAAGAGUUUGAAAAGGAAUUGUAUUUCUCUUUUUCCCUGUUCUAUAAUCAGCAUAGCUUGAUGGAAUGAAAAUACCCUGCUUCAUUCUGGUGAGCCUACUAGUUAACAUAAGAAUUGGACAGAUAUUUGUCCUCUUAAUAUAGUGAAAUAAAUUAUAGGAUAAAACAAUUUUAUAUUGUUAGUACUGUAUUGGUUGAUCUAAAUUUAUAGCCUAUGGGGGGGAAAGUGGAAGAACAGGAAAAAUAAUAUGGAGAAUUUAUAAAUAUGCAGGUAAAUUUUGGUCUGAAAUCCCUGAGGUAUUUUUAACCUGCUACACUGUUAUACAAUAUAAUUUAUUUCUUGUUUAACCUAGAAAUAGGUCAUCGUUUGCAAGUCACUAGUAAUCUUCAAAUUAUUUUUUUGGCUAUAGCCCUUAAUUUUGUAGUUAGUGCUAAGUGUACUUGUUUUUUUGCCACCUCUUCCUCAGAUGAUUAAACUAAAUCAACAGUUUGUUUUAGGAAUCUCUAAAAGUAAUAGAGAAAGAGAUUUCAAUAUUUGCUUCAUCAGUGGGGGGAGGGCGACUGCAACUGUGUUAGCAGAAAUUUGGGGAAAAUGGGGAUUUAAGGUUAUUCAGUCAGUAGAGAAAGAAAUUUGGUAAGUUCUGUGUUAGGAUCUGGCUGGCAGAAUUAACUUUUUGAAAAAGUUUUAUAUACAGAUAUUUGUAAUAAAUUUGGAGCCAUAGUCAGAAGACUCAGAUCAUAAUUGGCUUAUUUUUCUAUUUCCUUAACUAUUGUAAUUUCCACUUUUAUAUAAUUUCCAUUUAAAAGAUAAACUUAUUUAUUUAUUUUUUUAACAGUCAAAAAUUUUUGCUGUUGUAGUCUGCAACCUUUAAAAUGAUUGUGUUGCUUUUAGGAUUGAUCAAAGGAAACACUCCAAAGAAUUAGGAUGAAACUUUGGCGCAGCAAGAUUGAAAUAAUGCAAUUAACUAAGAAGCAGUGCUCCAGCCUAUUAUGAUAGUUUUCUAAAUGGAGAAAUAUUUGGCUACAUACACGUAAAUGUUUAUAUUUUGUUUUCAAAUGAAAACUUGCUGCUUUGGCAAUAUUCAUAAAUGAAGCAGAAUUUUUUUUCUCGUCUAAAUAUGGUAGUUUCAUUCUUAUUAGCUGUAUCACGGGUAUUGGUGCUGUAUAACAAUGAAUUGUAACUAGCAUGUAGUUCAGAAUACACAAUGUUAGGUUUUUUAAAAUUUCUCAGUGAUUCUAUUUAUAAUUUCAAACUUUCACAAAGUGUACAAAGAAUUUCAUAAAUAUGUUUUCAGUGAACUCUUUGCUAUGUAGGUCAUUAAACACAGCAUUUACUCUUAUAAGUGAAAAUUUCUGAUCAUCUAGAACAUUGGCACUUAUUUCAAUUUGCAGUGUCUUUUUUUUUUUUUGAACGAAUAUAUAAAUGUUCCUUUGACUGGUAUUGAUAAAUGGUUCAGAAAAGAAACGGUGAAAUAAAAGUAAUAUUUAUUCACAAUGAUCAAUUAAAUUAUUUGCCUAACUUAAGAAUACUACUGUGCAUAACUCAAUUUGACAUGAAGUGAUAAGAGUCUGAGUCUACCUGUGGAAUCUGUUGGUUUGUUUUCAGUGCUUGAAGAUACAUUCAAAGAUAAUUGGUUUUGGAAGACGCCAUAUAAUUUUAAGUUUUACUUUAACCUGCAUGCUGUAAAUGUGUUUUAUGUUUAAAUAAAGAAGAAAAUUUU
This is a messenger RNA of Pteropus alecto (black flying fox), 5797 nucleotides long. It is a transcript of the gene KIF5B, whose product is annotated as kinesin family member 5B. The record is from RefSeq and is a predicted model, not a curated record. The coding region runs from base 451 to 3342 and encodes 963 amino acids. Gene Ontology annotation, molecular function: microtubule motor activity; microtubule binding; ATP binding. The transcript has 26 exons. NCBI's taxonomy places the organism in Eukaryota, Metazoa, Chordata, Mammalia, Chiroptera, Pteropodidae. Gene Ontology annotation, biological process: microtubule-based movement.